Molecule: messenger RNA, 2260 nt
Organism: Clunio marinus
Lineage: Eukaryota; Metazoa; Arthropoda; Insecta; Diptera; Chironomidae
Source: the annotation of a GenBank genome assembly
AAUUGAAACUUACUUAGAAAAGAGCACUUUCACUAUGGUGAUAAAGGAUAAAAGUAGUGCCAUAAAAUAUCUGUUAAUCGAUAAGCUUGGAGUAUCCGGUGGUUGUGUUUUUAUUUUUAUGUUUUUUGUACUUUUUUUAUUACCACAACAUUUUAAGCAAUCUGAUGUUUUGGACUUAAAUAACUUUCGUCGUAUUCGAUUUGAUAGAGAUGCAGAACUUGCACGUAGAAGAAAUCCUAAUUGUUCUUAUUAUGACUGUUUUAAUGUGUAUAAAUGCGGAAAUCACCAGAAUAAAGUCACAAUUUAUGUGUAUCCACUCACGGAGUUUUCCGAAGAGAAAUCAAAGACAUGGAUCUCCAGAGAAUUCUAUAAGAUACUCAAAACACUCAUUAAUAGUCCUUAUUAUACGGCAAAUCCCAAUGAGGCUUGCAUAUUUGUUCCCAGUAUCGAUAUGCUUAAUCAGAAUCUAAUUGACAAGAAUCUUGUUAGUAAAGCUCUUGCAUCCCUUCGAUAUUGGGAAAAUGGAGAAAAUCAUAUUCUCUUUAAUAUGUUGCCCGGUGAGAAUCCAGAUUAUCAUACAGUAACUGAUGUGAAUACAGCGAAUGCACUUAUAGCAGGCGCUGGGUUUGAUUCACAAACAUAUCGAUAUGGAUUCGAUUUUUCGAUACCAUUUUACAGCCCUAUGUUGGCUGAUUACGUUAAGAUUACCAAAGAUGGUGAUGAUAAAGAAUAUUUUCUCAUCGCUCCACAACUCAACAUGUACGACAAUCAUCGAAGGAUGAUGCAGGAAAUCGUUCUCGAAGAUUCUAAUAAUAAUAUUUUACUGCUUCAAAAAUGUACACUAGAGAUACUUGAGGAUAAAGUUUCUUCUUCACCAGAACUUAUGAAACAUGAUAUUCGAUGCACAUUUCCAGGAAACAGUCCUAUUGAGUAUCCCGAAAUAUUGGAGCGGGGAACAUUUUGUUUAAUCAUAAGAGGUGUUCGAUUAGCACAACCAACGCUUCUUGAAGCAAUGGCAACAAAUUGUAUCCCCGUAGUUGUAGCCGAUAAUAUUGUUCUGCCAUUUCAAGAGAUUGUUGAUUGGACAUUAGCUGCUGUGAAGAUACGAGAAGCUGAUCUUCAUUCAAUUAAAUCCGUUUUAAAUAGAAUUUCUAACGAGAGAAUUAAAGAAAUGCAACAACAAGUGAGAUUUUUAUACGAUAGAUAUUUUAAAGACAUCGAAACAAUUACUUUAACAAUGCUCGAUGAGCUUAACGAUCGUGUAUUUCCACAUCUCGCUCUGCCAUAUAAUGCUUGGAAUCUUCCAAGUAUGCCAAAUUCGGCUCAAAAUCCGCUGUUCCUUCCAGUGAUGGGAUCAAAAAGUCAAGGAUUUACUGCUAUCAUUCUAACAUAUGAUAGAGUUGAUAGUUUAUUUACACUAAUGCAAAAGCUUUCGCUUGUUCCAUCGUUGCAAAAGAUUCUCGUCAUUUGGAAUAAUCAGAAAAAGCAACCACCAAACACUUCAAGCUUUCCAAAAUUAACAAAGCCAUACAAAGUCAUUCAAACAAAAUCCAAUAAACUUUCGAAUCGUUUCUAUCCAUAUCCAGAGAUUGAAACAGAAGCUGUUCUAACGAUCGAUGAUGAUAUCACGAUGUUAACACCAGAUGAACUUGAUUUUGGCUUUGAAGUGUGGCGAGAAUUUCCUGAUCGAAUUGUUGGAUUUCCAAGUCGAACUCAUGUGUUUGAAAAUAAUGAAUGGAAAUAUGAAUCUGAAUGGACAAAUGAAAUCUCAAUGGUUCUCACUGGAGCAGCAUUUCAUCAUAAAUAUUGGAAUUACGCUUACACAACGUCGAUGCCAGGCAACAUAAAAGACUAUGUCGAUGAACAUAUGAACUGUGAAGACAUUGCAAUGAAUUUUCUUGUAUCAAAUCGAACGAAUAAGCCGCCCAUUAAAGUAACACCACGUAAAAAAUUCAAAUGUCAUUCCAGGCAAUGUACAAAUGCUGAAAUGUUAUCAGCUGAUACCAAUCAUAUGCUGGAAAGAUCGGAAUGCAUCAAUUUGUUUUCGAGAAUCUAUGGAACGAUGCCACUUAAGAGUGUUGAAUAUCGAGCUGAUCCAGUUCUCUAUCGUGAUCCGUUCCCUGAGAAAUUGAAGAGAUUUAAUGAUGUAGGCAGCUUAUAAAAAGUCAUACUUACGAGAAAGAUAUCUACAAAUAAAUAAAUUAAUUAAGGUUCAUUGAUCUAUAAGUGUCAUUAAAAUAAAAAAAAUUAGAAUAAUUUA